Messenger RNA from Prorocentrum cordatum, 1139 nucleotides. Lineage: Eukaryota; Dinophyceae; Prorocentrales; Prorocentraceae. The record is from the annotation of a GenBank genome assembly.
UGUGUGUGUGUGUGUGUGCCUGUGCGCGCGUCCGCGCGUAUCCUUUGAAGGCUGGUUCAAGGCCUGGGGGCGCCCAAAUUCUUCAAUCUUGUUUGAGAACGUGCAAGCGUGAUGCUCCUUCCGUUUCCUGCGCGCGUGUUUUCGACCUUGCUUGCGCUGACGCUGGGAGCGCGGCCAGCGCAGCUUGACGGCAUCACCCUCGACUCGUCAUCAGUGCACCAGCUUGACUCGCUGCAUGACUCGCUACGCGUACCACGCGCUGUGUCACUUCUGACGGUUACGCCCCCCAAUGCUGCCACGUCCACGAGGCUACCACAGCGCCCUGCCUCAGACCCCAGUCGGCUCCAGCGGUCUGCGACCGUGGCGGACGUCGCGGAUGAUGGCACCGCUUGCAGCAUCACCAAUGGUACAGGAAUGAAUGCUAAUCAAUGUCGAUGCGGAGAGAGAUGGUGCCGGAGUCGCCAAUGGUGCAUCUCGGCCACUAGCGAGUGCUUGGAGGCGGGGACGGCGCUGCGCCACGCCAUUGACGAGCACGGCAGCGAGGCCAUCCCGCUCAUCCACCAGGCCCUCGACGACAGCAUGGUCGUCGAUCGGCGCGAGGCCAAGACGGCCGAGAGCGCGGAGGACGGCGCCAAAUGCUGCAAGUGCAAGGAUGACGCCACCACGUGGUCCAAGAGCGGCACAUGUACGGAAUGUUGGCCAUCGGAUGUUCUUGGCGGGGCCGCGGUCGAUGCAAAUCAGUUUUCUGAGGAUCAACGGCCUAUGCAAGCAUGUCGGAUGGACCGUGCCUCCCUUAUUAUAGGGAUUAUCGGGCAUAUGCUCGCGACCCGGAUGUUUCGCUGGAAGGUGAUAUUGAAAGAGGUAUUGUUGGGGUUGCCCCUGGAGCCGGGAGAAGCCGCGGACCAAGAGAUUGGCAACAGAACAAACGGGACCCCGCCAAGUUUUGGGGCCGACGGAUUCCAGCGCGGGGCGCCCCACGCGGAUGCACAACCACAUGCGUCACGCAUGCGUCGCAACAGGUUCUGGAUGUUUGGCAUCUUCCAGGCUGAUGGCUGUCCUGGGACGUUUGGUGGGGUCUCGAAGUGCCAGGCACGGGUAACCGCGCACAACUGAAACAGAGCAAAAGCAGGAGGAGGUGG